Adineta ricciae is the source of this 1770-nucleotide messenger RNA. Lineage: Eukaryota; Metazoa; Rotifera; Eurotatoria; Adinetida; Adinetidae. The record is from the annotation of a GenBank genome assembly.
AUGGCGCCGAAAUCAAAACGACAAAUUCAAUGUGCAAAUGCUAAUAAAGAGCGUUGGUGUGAAGAAUAUCGAUCCUCAGAUGAUGAUGGUCUUUAUUGUAUGGAAGUUGGAAGUGAAGAAGAAAUAUUUUCAUAUCAAUUACCAAUCCAGGAAAGAAUUCAAAUAUGCGACAUAGCAAAUAUAUUUGAAGUUUGCGCGAACAGUACUAAUACAAGAUAUUUAAGUGUUCUUAUGUAUUUAACGUUGCGUCAUUUUAAUAUUUCCUAUGGAGAAGUAGAUGCAUUUCUCAAGCAUAUUGGAGGCUUAACAGCUGAAGUAGCUCACAAAUGGGCCGAUAUUUUUAUGAAUGGAAACUUUGAUGAAUUUAUUUGUGAUGGGAGAGGUGGUAAACGAGGAAAUAGUUUUUACGAUGUUUAUCCAGAUAUCGAAAAUGAAGCCAAAGCAUUUGCAGUUUCUCAAUGUGAACAAAAAGCAGCAAGUUUUACUACAUUGGAACUAGCCCAAUUUAUUAAUGAGAAGUAUUGUAAAAUAAAUAACAUUAACGAAAAUAAUUUUGAACUAAUACGAUCAGCGGAGAGUGCUCGACUCGAUUUGCGAAGGUGGGGUGCACGCUUCGACACUAAUGCGAAUCGUCCUUACUUCGAAGGUCAUGAUCGUGCAGAUGUUGUAACGCAUCGGCAACAAUUUCUUCAGCAUUUUACUAGCAAUGCUAGUAACUAUUAUUCUGUUAGUGCAGGUGAAGAUCCUCAAUGGCAUGCACCAACCACAACAACCCCAACUAUUCUAAUCUGUCAUGACGAAUCCACAUUUAGAAGUGGAGAUGUUCGUUCUAAACGUUGGCUAAUUGAUAGUUCAGCUCCAUUCUUUAAUAAAGGUCAAGGUAGAAGUGUGAUGAUAUCUGAUUUUCUGGUACAACAUUCAUCAGGACCGUUUUUUUAUCUCAAUGAGAAAGAGUGGACGAAUGCCACAAGUCGAUAUCCAGAUCUAUUAGAUGAUACUGAUCUUCGUUAUAUGAAGCACUCGGCUACAGUUACUGCUCAUUUAGGUGUCGAUCCUUACUUUGAUAAUGACAUUAUCUUGCAGCAGUUUGAACGAUUAUUUAAACUUUUGAAAUUUAAAAUCGAAUAUCAAAAUCACAAAAUUGAAAUACUGGUGGAUAAUGCACGUACUCACACAGCCAAGCCUUUUAGUAUAAAUGAUUUUGGAAAAGGAAUUGAUACACGAUGUGAAGUCUCUGAAAUUGUGUAUAUGGAUGAAAUGAAUAAUAGAAAAACUAUUGAUUGUUUCUUCAAGUCAGGGCCUUAUAAAGGACAAAGCAAAGGGUUGCUAACAAUUGCUCUUGAACUUGGUUUUAAUGUUUCACCAAGUACUAAAUUGGACGAGAUCAAAACACUUCUUCUAGGUCACAAGGCAUUUCAAAAUAUAUCUAAACUCGAACAACUAGCACUUGAUUACGGUUUUCACGUUAUAUUUCUGCCAAAAUUCCACUGUGAAUUAAAUCCGAUAGAGGGGAUGUGGUGUCAUCAAAAGUCUUUCGUUCGAAAAUACUCCGAUCAAACCUUUCCAACUUUGACGCGAUUAAUCCCAGAAUCACGACAAAAUUUUCUAGAAAAAAAGAUUUUUUUAAAGUUAUUUCGCCGCUUUUGGAAAGUUAUUGCUGCUUAUAAUCAAGGUGAAACUUAUUCUGAAGUACUAAAAUUGUUCUUUAGUAACUCUUGUUCUGAAACAGUAAUUUCUCAUAGGAAAAUAACUAAUAGUAAUUUAUACUAG